Messenger RNA from Dentiscutata erythropus, 1066 nucleotides. The record is from the annotation of a GenBank genome assembly. NCBI's taxonomy places the organism in Eukaryota, Fungi, Glomeromycota, Glomeromycetes, Diversisporales, Gigasporaceae.
UCAUUUAUACUCAUCGCAAUCAUUACUUAACAAAUUCAUUAUCAAUGCUGCUAUAGGACGUAGAUGUUAUUCGUCAUCACCAUGCCACUAUGGAAUAUGUAUAGAUAUUGAUGGCGUUCUUAUAAAAGGAAAAACAGUCAUACCUGAAGCCAAAAGUGCACUUCAAUUUUUGGGCGGCGAAAAUAAAUUAAAAAAAAAGAUUCCUUUCGUCUUAUUAACUAACGGUGGUGGUAUGACAGAAAUAAAAAAGGCUGAGGAAUUUAGUGAGAUUAUAGGUGUUCAAGUAUCUCAUUCUCCAAUGCGUCAACUUGUACCUAAGUUUAAAGAUUCUGAAAUAUUGGUGAUUGGAGGAAUGGGUGAUAAUUGUAAAAUUGUUGCUAAAAGUUAUGGUUUUAACCGAGUUGUACUUCCAAAUGAUGUAUUAGCUUGGAAACCAAGUAUUUGGCCAUUUACCAAGCUUAGAGAAGAUGAUUUGAAACUUACAAGGAAAUUGGAUUUUUCCAAUGUUAAAAUCGAAGCUGUUAUGGUGUUUCAUGAUAGUCAUGAUUGGGGGAGAGAUCUACAAAUAGUAUCAGAUAUCCUACAAAGUAAAGAUGGUUAUUUUGAAACUCUUGCCAGUCAUGAGGAACUUUCAGUACAGAAUAUUCCUUUAUUUUUUUCUAAUCCUGAUAUUAUUUGGUCAAAUGAUUGUUUUAUCCCAAGAAUGGCUCAAGGUUCUUUUAGGUUAUCUCUAGAACAUUUGUAUAAGCAAAUAACAGGAUUACAAAUCAAGUACACAUUAUUUGGAAAGCCUGAGCCAGUAACUUAUAAAUUUGCACUUAAGCUAUUAGAAGAUCAUGCUUUUGAAGCUACUGGACAUCGUUUACCUAAUAGAAAGAUUUAUGCUGUUGGUGAUAAUCCUGCUUCAGAUAUAGCAGGUGCUAAUGCACAUGGUUGGACUUCAAUUUUAGUAAGAACUGGGCUAUUUAAAGGAGAAGACAAUCAUCAUUUACAUCCAGCAAAUCAUGUAACUGAUAAUAUUUUACAAGCAGUAGAGUGGAUGUUUUAUCAAGAAGAAAAAGUUUAG